Molecule: messenger RNA, 3984 nt
Organism: Corvus hawaiiensis (hawaiian crow)
Lineage: Eukaryota; Metazoa; Chordata; Aves; Passeriformes; Corvidae
Gene: COIL
Product: coilin
Exons: 7
Coding region: 17-1828 (603 amino acids)
Biological process (GO): spliceosomal snRNP assembly
Cellular component (GO): Cajal body
Molecular function (GO): U1 snRNA binding; U2 snRNA binding
Source: RefSeq, a predicted model, not a curated record
UUCCUCCUCCUCCUCCAUGAUGGCGGCGGGCGCCGGCCCGGUGCGGCUGCGGCUGGUGUUCGAUCACCCUCCGCCGGCCAGCCCGGGCUGCGCGCUGUGCUGGCUGCUGCUGGAGCCGGGCCAGGCGCGGCUCGUCACCGACCUGCUGAGCCUCAUCCGCCACCGCUUCGGCUUCAGCCGCCGCGCCCGCCUCAGCCUCUUCCUCGAGGGGGCGCUGCUGCCGCCCGCGGAGAGCGCGCGCCUGGUGCGGGACAACGACUCGCUGCGAGUAAAAUUGGAAGAGAUAAUUGCAGAUGAUUAUGAAGAGAUAGAUGAUGGCUUUACAACAAAAGAAGACAAAAAAAGGCACAGACACAAGCAGGAUGAGGAAGAAUUCUCUAGGAAUGAAGGCAAGCAUAAAAGGAAAAAGAAAAAGGAGAAGCAUAACUUUGAGUAUUCCUCUUUUAGGGAAGAGACCUCUGUAGAUACUUGGGACUCUCAAAAAAGGUACACGAAAAGAAAAAGAAAGGAAGAAGUUAGUGGAAGAAAUAGACUUGCAGAAGGUAAGGAAGAGAGGUCUACUGUCCAUUCUAAAAAGAUGAAAAAGACAGAGAGGGAGAAGCAGUUGGCAACAAAAAAGAAGGACGAAAAGCAGACAAAGGUUGAUGCAGAAAAGAUGGCUUUAGAACGGGCAAAUGAGAGCUUUUCUGUAAAUUCUGGUAAAAAUAGCACAAAAAAGAUCACAACACAGUCCAGGAAAAAGAGGGUGGGAGCUUCAGAUUCCUCCAGCACAUCGUCUGACAGUGACAGCAGUGAAUUAAAUGUAAAGGAAAAUAAAUCUUCCCAUAAACCUGUAGUGGUGACACUUCCCAAAGACACAUCCCAAGCUGCCUCAGGUUCUGAUGUGAAAACUAAUAAAGUGACUGUAAAGUCUAACAUUGAAAAGACUAAGACUGCAAUAAAAAAAAAUGCUAAGAAACCUCAGUCCUCUAGUUCAGAUUCUGACUCGAGUACAGAGGAUGAGAAGGUGAUACCAGCACAAGACAGCCCUGCAAAGGAAAAAUCAGUGCCAAACCAUUUGGUGGCUGUAAAAGCCAGCACCAAGGCUCCCAAAGCAAAGAGCUCCUCUUCAGGCUCUGAUAGUUCAGAUUCAAACACACUUGUCAUUAAAAAAUCUGCGGCAGAUGCUGGACUGGGUAAUUCCAUAGCGAGGAACUGCACUAAACAGUUGCCAGCCAGUAUCCAAGGACCGUUUGCCAGCCCAGGCCGUGGAAGGGGGCGUGGAACAGGAGAGGAUAACUUCUGGAGAGGACCUAGGGGCCGUGGGUUUCGUGGGAUGAUGAGGGGCCAAGGCCAUGGGAGAGGAGCAAACCCUGGCUUCUUCUAUAACUACAGCAGUGAAGGCCAGAAACAGAGGCAGUUUAAUGAAGCUGUGACAAACACUUCUGUCCUUGUCCAGAAUCCCGUGGAGAUUCCCAAGAGAGACUAUAGUGUGUUACCUCUUCUAGCUGCUCCACCCCAAGUGGGAGAAAGAAUUGCUUUUAAGCGCCUGGAACUAAGUGAAAAUUACAGUCCUGAAGUUUCAGACUAUAAGGAGGCGAAAAUAAUCAGUUGGAAUGUUGAAAAAAAGCAGAUUGAACUUGAGAUCCUUUCAACAUCAGCAGGACAAUUUGCUAAGGAGCCAGGGAAAUUCGACCUGGUGUACCAGUCUGCAGACGGAGUGGAGCUCAUCGAGUACGCGGUGCCUCAGGACACCAAGAUAACUGAAAGCUGGGAUGCGCUGAUAGAGCCAAGACUGAUUGUGGAGCCUCCAGUUAAUGGAUCCAGCAUUGAAAAUGGAACCAUCUAGGAUGUCAAAAAAAUGUGAACAAUUGUACAGAUUUGUUCUGUGAAAUGCUGCCUUCUGGUUCUGAGGGUGGCAGGUGCACUGGUGGAUAUUACUGUCUUAAAAAGAAGUAGGCCAGAAGAAAACCACUUUUUUCCCUUAGGCUAUGUUUUUAUGUAAUACAUGAAAACUUUGUUUAUUAUAGGAAGUCUAAUAUAGAUCUGUUGGGUUUGAAUAUUUAUAUCCUACUGUAGCAAGCCACAGAACUGGAUUGGUUUGAUUAAAAGAUAAAACACAACCCUGUACUGCGAGUAACUAAAUGUCUGGGUUUGGCUAGAGCUGUAUAACUGCCAGGGGUCACUUUCAUUUAAAAAUUAAUUAUAAAUAUUGUUGAUGUGCAGAACUCCUCCUCUGCUGCUGCCAAGCAUCAUACAAAUGCUGUGACUUUGCAGUUACUUAAAGCGCUCACCUGAAAUGUCCAGAAAAGCCUGUGGAUUUCAAGCUUCUAUAAUUUUGAGGCAGAUAAAUAGUACUGGUAACUGCCAACUUAAAACCAGUGGAAUAUAACAUGAACCCCUGGCACAAUUGUGUCCCACUGUGUUAAUCUGUGUAGCCUCUGAAAGCCUUUAUUUUUUGUUUUAGACCAAACCUUCUUGCCCUGUAAGUGCUGAAGUUUCUGUGCUGCCUUUCUUCUUCCCUUUCCAGCAGCAGAAUGGGUCAUCAGGUCCUGUCAAGGCACUGCUGACAGCUCUAACAAUUAUUAGCAUUGAGGGGGGGCACCUUGUACCUCUGUAGCCUUGGCAAGUCUUACAGUUUUGGAUCAUCCCUGCCCUGAGUAGUUGACUCCUACAGAGAAGGCAUGGAAAAAAACAAACCCUAAAUACAAACAAACACCUAAAAAUUGUGCAUUAUGGUUUAGCUGUCAUGUACUCUGACCUAGUGCAUGAAUACAUUAAAAUACUGUGCAUUUUUCCAUCAGCCAUAUUAAAAUGUCUUGUUUGUGAAGGAAUCAUUUUUAUUCAAGUAAAAUUCAUUUGUGUAUUGUGGUUCUCUUCAGAUGCCAUUAUUUCAUGGUAGGAUUUGUUUUUUAAGAGAAAAGUUCAGUUAGAUUCAUGUGUGGCUAUUCUUGCAAACUGGAUGAGAAGAAGAUGUCAGACACCAGCACAGUCAUGCUCAGACAGUGGGGAUUAAUGGAAAGACUGUUUUUCUAAGGGAAAUUGUUACUUUUUAAUUCUUAGGAAGUUGCAAAAGCUAAGUGCAAGUGUUUCAUAGCACCUCUUGUUCCAUUGCCUACUGUGCAUUUUGGCCAUGAAUUAAAUGGAUGCAGAGUCACUGUGGCUGUGCCAAACAGCUGGUGCUGGAAAACAAAUACAUCCCUGAGAGACAAUGUUUACAAAGUAAAAUCUUGAAUUUUAUUUACCCAUUGUUACCAAGUUUGAGUGAAGCUACUGCUUCACUGCCCAAUUCAAAUCAGACCAAGGGAAGGCAGCCUAGGGGAGCUGCUGAGAGCCCUCCCUGUCCCAUCCGCCUCCUGGGGGCUGCUCUGAGGAACCUGGGAUGGGACAAUGUGCAUGUGAAUCCCACAGGGAGGUGGUGAAACAAACCCUCACUGCUGUCUUUCUGUCCCUGGGGCUUUCCUGUCUCGCCAGCCCCUUUGCUGGGGGCAGGAACACAAGGUACAAUUUCUCUCACUGUGCUUCUAAAGCCCUGCUUGGGCUCUGUGGGGCACUUUGAAUGUGCAGUGUCUGGGCAAAGGGUUAGAUUUAGUUCAGAAUCACAGGACGUUCUCAGGUAUUUGCAAGCAAAAGAAAGUAAUAACUUCAGUAGCUAUUUAAAUGCUAGCAGUAAAUUUUUAUGUUAAAAUUUUAUUGUCUCAGACAACAGGAGUGGUUGGGCUUCCUCAAAACCAGAAUUUCAAGCCCUCUUUGACAAUGGGGAACUUAAACUGCUCAUCUGAGCUCAAAACAUCCUGUGCUAUGCUCCAGAAGCAAAAGCUACAAUUGUGAGGAUGUGUAUUUACCCUUUUUAUUUGGAUACCUUUGUCUGUAUCGGUUGAUACCAUGUGAGUGCUGCAGAAAAUACAGUGAAGGUGCUGAGUCUUUGAAAGAUGAUAGAGGCUUAGUCCAGAUAAGCCCAGGGUGCUUGUUCACUUAUGGAAAAAUAAAAAAUGCAAACAUUAA